AUUUCAAUUUUGUCACACACUUUAAGAGCUAUUAGUCACGAAAGUCGAGGGCAGAAGAUUUUUAUCCCGCGUCAAUCUAACUAGCGAGGAAAAAUCAGUGCGUUCGUGUGUUUGUUCAGCUAGUAAUUUGCAUAUCUAAAGAUAACAGGUGAGACUGGUUCCAAAGUGACUCGGAAUUCCUGUCGAACGUCCUGCAUUUGGCUGCAAAGGAAGACGAGCGAAGAGAGCCAUGUCGAAUACUGUGGAACCAGGAUUGGCGAAGUGGACAGGAAUUAUAAGUAUCGCUGCCGGUGUAUGUGGCUUGGGAAAUUGUAUCUGUGGAUUUAUUUGGCUUGGGUACAGCGGCUAUGGAGGCCAUGGACUAUGGUCGGGCUUUGGCUUACUCUUAGCCGCUGCAAUGGGAUUGUUGAUAUGGCGAUAUAGAAACAAGGGUAUCAUGAUAGCUUUCCUUGUUACAUGCAUAAUUCUGGUGAUUAUUGUGGGAAUCCAGACCAUCAUUGCCGCCUUGGCGUAUAUCUUAUGGCGUCUGUUCAGGGUCGCUACAGACUGUCAAACCUAUGGUGGAAAAUGCCACUGUCGGAACGUCAAUGGCGAAAAGAUUCCCAUUGAUCUGGAAGCAUGUGACCUGAUCACCUCCAUCGACAGCUUGUUCCUGUCCAUAACCAUUUUUUCUGCCCUUGGUACCAUCAUCUCUCUCGCUGGCUCUAUUCUGGGAUGCAUGGGAACGUGUUGUGCAAGAACUCAGCAGCCAGGAGCAGUAGUUGUGGUCCAGCAGCCAUCUGGUACCCAGUCUUCUGUGGUAUACACUGUCCCCCAGUACCCAGCCCAGUACCCAAUGGCUCAACCUGGACAAUAUCCAGCACAGCAUGCUGCAGCCCCAAUGGGCCACUAUCCUCCACCCCAGUACUCUGCUACUGCACCAGGAGGAGUACAGCCUGGAGAUGAGGGUAUACCACCCAAAGCAUAGUGGAACAGUUCAAAUCUAAGAGUGUCUGGAAAGGACAUUCCCUUUUGCUGUUGCCAAAAACAUGUGACAUUUAUUUAGAAAUCAAAAUAACAAGUUUCCAGUAAAACAAAACAAAAAUAUUUUCCUUUCAGAAAUGUGAUGUUUGGAGAUCAUGCCAAUUUCAUUUGCAUUAAUUCAUCCAUUUGCUACCUGUUUUAGAUAAAAAUUUCCUAAAAUAUCUGUUUACUUUUACUGAAUUAAAGAGGAAAUCAACUAUGUUUAUGGCUUCAUUGUGGAAAUAACAAAAAGCUUCUUUAGUCCAUGUUUGCUCUAGAGCUUCUCAAAUGACAAUCGGGCUAUGUUAUUAUUCUACCUUUUUUUCCUUUUGUUUGGAAACAUAUCACAAGUUAAUUACAUAUAGACUGUGUGAUUUACCUUUGUAGAAACAAGACAGAGUGCCAAAUAUCAGUGUCAUUCUUUGAAAUCCCAUUGUGUGCAAUGGGGAAAUUUUUCAUCGUUAGCCGCAAACCUUUUAAAGAAUUAGACCUGUAUGAUACACUGUUUGUAGUUUAAAACAUAUUGGAUACAGUUUGUUAUGGGAAACUUUAAAAAUACCUGUCAAUAGUAAUUAGAUAAUUUAACAGAUUGUCUUGUGUACCCAUUAAAGUUUUUAAACUAUC
Messenger RNA from Stylophora pistillata, 1626 nucleotides. RefSeq lists its product as uncharacterized. The record is from RefSeq and is a predicted model, not a curated record. Lineage: Eukaryota; Metazoa; Cnidaria; Anthozoa; Scleractinia; Pocilloporidae.